This is a messenger RNA of Closterium sp. Yama58-4, 2490 nucleotides long. NCBI's taxonomy places the organism in Eukaryota, Viridiplantae, Streptophyta, Zygnematophyceae, Desmidiales, Closteriaceae. The record is from the annotation of a GenBank genome assembly.
AUGCAGGGCGACGAAUCAGACGGCGCGAUCGCGGGCGAAAGAGUCGCGGCGCUGAGAGCAGUGCAAGCGCGCCGGCAGGAGCUGCUGCAGGCGCUGCGGGCGUUGGAUGAGGAAGAUCGACGGUUGAGAUUAGGCGAGGGGCGAGAGACGGAGGGGGAGAGACGGAGAGAAGGGGGUGACGACGGUAAGCGAAAGCAGGAGAUUCGGGAAGCGGAGUGCGGGCAAGCGGGCGGAGGGAAGCGCAGCGGCGGAGUGGAGAGCGCGAGCGGAGCGGAAUCCAAUGCGCGCUCGCCGGCUGCUGACGGCCCCGCGAUUGGGGCAGUGGAGGGGGGGAAUGUCGGGGAUAGGGGCGAUGGCGGAUUGCCAAAAGGGGGCGCGGCACAUGAGGGAGCGGGCGCGGAAGCGAGUGGCGGGGCGGACGUGGGGGGGCGCAGCUUCGAGGCGGAGCACGCGUUGAGCGCGCGGGAGGUGCAGCGGUACUCCCGGCAGCUCAUGCUGCCAUCGUUCGGCGUCGCAGCGCAGCAGCGGCUGAGGCGCGGGUCCGUGCUGGUGGUGGGCGCGGGCGGGCUGGGGUCGCCAGCUGCGCUCUACCUCGCCGCGUGUGGCGUGGGGCGCAUCGGCAUCGUGGACAGAGAUGACGUGGAGCUGUCCAACCUGCACAGGCAGGUCCCCUGCAUGCCUCCUCCUCUCACCCAUGCCCCCUUUUACCGCGGCCUGCCUGUCUGUGCGGUGUGUGUGGGUGGUGGGCGCAGAUCAUCCACUCGGAGGCAACGGUGGGUCGCCCCAAGACUGAGUCCGCUGCUGCUGCCUGCACCAGGUGAUGCUGAGCUGGCGCCAGGUGAUGCUAAGCUGGCACCAGGUGAUGCUGAGCUGGCACCAGGUGAUGCUGAGCUGGCACCAGGUGAUGCUGAGCUGGCACCAGGUGAUGCUGAGCUGGCACCAGGUGUUGCUGAGCUGGCACCAGGUGAUGCUGAGCUGGCACCAGGUGCUGAGCUGGCACCAGUGGAGACGCACAGCCACGGCUUCACACCCGCCAACGCCGUUCAACUCGUCUCCAGCCCCACACCUUGUCCCGCAUUCCCCCUCCCUCCAUCCCCCAUACCUCCUCUAUUCCUCAUCCCUUACCUCCUCCCGCCCUCAUCUGUACCUCAUCUCCCCCGUGCGUGCGGCGCCACCAUCCCACUGCGUCAUUGCCCUGCCUGCCCCUGCCACCGCAUGUCGCCCCAUGGCACAUCACAUCGCAUCAGCUACGACGUGCUGGUGGACGCGUCUGACAACGUGGCCACGCGCUACCUCGCCAGCGACGCUGCUGUCGCCGCCCGCAAGGUGCCACGCUGCCUUCAUGUCUGUUCUGCUUUACAUCGCGCUCCCACCGUCUUCUCAGCCCCUUGCCAUUCUCCCUGCCUGCCUGCCUCACCUCUCCUCUCCCCCCACCCCUGCGCCCCUGUGCAGCCGCUGGUGUCAGGAGCAGCGCUGGGCACAGAAGGACAGAUCACGGUGUACUGUGCGUCGUCCACAGCGCCGUGCUACCGCUGCCUCUUCCCCUCGCCGCCUCCCACCUCCGCCUGCCAGCGCUGCUCCGAUAGUGGCGUGCUGGGCGCAGUGCCGGGGGUGAUAGGAGCACUGCAGGCGGUGGAGGCGGUGAAGGUGCUGGCGGGGGUGGGGUCGCCCCUGUCAGCGCGCAUGCUCGUCUACGACGCCCUCGCCGCCUCCUUCCUCAACGUGAAGCUGCGCAACCGAGUGCCAACGUGUGUGGCGUGUGGCGAGGGCGCCAGCAUGACAGCAGACAGCAUCAGCGCCUUCGACUAUGAGGCGUUCACCUCCUCGCCCUUCCAUGACCAGGUGCCCUCCUGCCUGCUCCUCGCGCCGUGCACCAAGCGCCAGCAAUGGGCAAUGAUUGUUUGCCUGCAUUGCGUCUCUCACCCUACCUGUUUCUCCCUCACCACUGUUCACACACAAUCCACGCCCCCACUCUCUACUUGCCCUCACCCCCUCAAACCCCCACCCCCUCCCUGUCGCCCAACUCUCCAGGGUCCCAAGUCCCUGGCGCUCAUCCCUGCCAGCCAGCGAGUGCCGCCCGCCGCUCUGCUCGCGGCCCGGCAGCAGCGCCGCCCACACGUGCUGCUGGACGUGCGCCCGCCCCACCUCUUCUCCAUCGCGCACCUGCCCGGCGCCAUCAACACACCCCUCGCCUCUCUGCCGGCCGCCCUGGACAAGAUCAAAUCAGCCGCCCAGGCAGCUGCCGCGUCAGCCUCGUCCACAGCAUCACAGCAGGCAGGUCAGCCGGCAGCAGCGGCAGAGGAGCAGCAGGGCGGGGCGAGUGGGGAGGAGGAAGGGGCGGAGGCGGAGGUGUUUGUGGUGUGCCGGCGGGGCAAUGACUCACAGCGCGCGGUGAGCGUGCUGAGGGAGGCGGGAGUGGCUUCCGCUGUGAGUGUGGAUGGUGGCAUGCUCGCUUGGGCUCAGGUCGACCCCUCCUUCCCUGCCGUCUGA